Messenger RNA from Austrofundulus limnaeus, 3512 nucleotides. It is a transcript of the gene pals2b, whose product is annotated as protein associated with LIN7 2, MAGUK p55 family member b. Lineage: Eukaryota; Metazoa; Chordata; Actinopteri; Cyprinodontiformes; Rivulidae. Gene Ontology annotation, molecular function: protein binding. Bases 122 to 2005 code for a protein of 627 amino acids. The record is from RefSeq and is a predicted model, not a curated record. The transcript is spliced from 13 exons.
ACGUCAGCCACAGGGCGGAGCAUGUUGGGUUUGAUUGACACCAUGUUCUCGGGUUUAGUCUGCUGCGGGACCCGGACGGUCAGCUGAGUGUCUGGAGGCGACCUGGAURUUUAUAUCUGGGAUGGUCCGAGGACCACAGCGCGUGACUCACAGAAGAAUAGGAGUGCCACAGAAAAUACAGGCUUGGAGGAAAGAAGACUGUUGCUACUCCUUGUGGUUUACUAGCGGUUUUGCCGUAAGGUACUUGUGGCAGCAGGGGAGGAAGAUGGAGGGCUUGUCAAUGGUCACAACCGUGGAUGAGCUUGGUCAGAACGGGACACAAGAGGAGGUGAACCCUUCGGGACAACCUGGCGUGGAGGGASCCCCAGCUGUGCAGCCCUCUCAGGGCACAGAAACAUCUGGAGCCAUGCAGCAGGUGGAGAACGCCAGUGAGCCGCCCACCUCCGCAGGCGCCAAAGACAUCGACCUGCUUUUCCUGCGUGGAAUCAUGGAAAGUCCCAUUGCUCAUGAGCAGCAGGAGGAAGUGAAGCUGGAGGCGGUGCAGGAUAAUAAUGUGGAGCUGGUGACGGAGAUUCUGGGUGACAUCAAGAACCUCAUGGUGAAAGAUGACAGCGCCGCCGAACUGUCCAGGAUCCUCCAGGAGCCGCACUUCCAGUCUCUUAUAGAGGCUCACGACAUGGUGGCAUCAAAAUGUUAUGAAGUCCCUCCCCCGGCGGAGGCGUGCAACGAUGCAGCGGUGAACAAUGCUCUCAUGCAGGCCGAUGCCGUGCGCAUGAUCGGCAUCCGAAAGAAGGCCGGCGAGCCACUGGGCGUGACAUUUCGAGUGGAGAAAGACGACCUGGUCAUCGCGCGGAUCCUCCACGGCGGCAUGAUCGACAGGCAGGGUCUGCUCCACGUGGGCGACAUCAUCAAGGAGGUGAACGGGAAGGACGUGGGCAACAAUCCCACCGAGCUGCAGGAGAUGCUCAAAGACUGCAGCGGGGGGAUCACGCUGAAGAUCCUCCCGAGCUACCGAGAGGCCCCCGCGCCGCCACAGGUGUACGUGCGGCCGUACUUCGACUACGACCCGGCCAGCGACAGCCUGAUCCCCUGUCGGGAGGCGGGAAUGGCUUUCAAGAAAGGCGACAUCCUUCAGAUCGUCAACCGAGAGGAUCCCAACUGGUGGCAGGCUCGCCAUGUGGUGGGAGGUGCCACGGGACUUAUACCCAGUCAGUUUCUGGAGGAGAAGAGGAAAUCUUUUGUUCCAAGAGACUUUGAUGGAUCAGGAAUCCUCUGUGGCACUCUAGCUGCAAAGAAGAAGAAAAAGAUGAUGUAUCUAACAGCCAAGAAUGCAGAGUUUGACAGACACGAGUUACAGAUAUACGAGGAAGUGGCCAAAGUCCCUCCAUUCCAGAGGAAGACGCUGGUUCUGAUCGGUGCUCAGGGAGUGGGUCGGCGCAGCCUAAAGAACCGGCUGAUAGUCCUCCACCCCACUCGCUUCGGCACCACGAUACCAUAUACUUCCCGGAGGCCCCGCGACGAAGAGCUGAUCGGCAACUCCUACCACUUCACCUCGAGGACGGACAUGGAGGCGGACGUGAAGGCCGGCCGCUUCCUGGAACACGGCGAGUACGACGGCAACCUGUACGGCACCAAGAUCGACUCCAUCCACGAGGUGGUCACCGCAGGACGCACCUGCAUCCUAGAUGUCAACCCACAGGCCUUGAAGGUACUGAAAACGGCCGAGUUCAUGCCCUACGUGGUGUUCAUUGCAGCGCCUGAUUUUGAUACGCUCAAGGCCAUGCACCAAGCUGUGGUGGAUGCUGGCCUUACAACUAAACAACUCACAGAUGUGGACCUGAAGAAGACGGUGGACGAGAGCGCCCGGAUCCAGCGGGCGUACAGCCACUACUUUGACCUGACCAUCGUCAACGACAACCUGGAUAAAGCCUUCGAGACGUUACAGGCCGCCGUGGACACGCUGUGCAUAGAACCACAGUGGGUCCCGGUGAACUGGGUUUACUGAGGACCAGCACCGGAUUCUGUUGUUUCUGACCGCAAAGCCGGACAAAUCGGACAAGAGGGAGGAAAUACUACUGAAAAAACAAGAUAUGUAAUGAAAUCUGAUCGCUCUCUCUUCGUAGGCCUGCACACUGUGCAACUCCUUUUCUACGCAACACUCUAAGGAAAAGAGCACUUAUUUAUUUUAUACUUUUUUAAUGAAAGAUCUUUCUAUCCGAUGUGGGAUUCCAGGGAAUGAAACUAUUGUGAUGUAUUUGGACCAAAUGUUUCUUAAUUUAUUGUUGUCCUUCCAUACUUUUAUUUUGUAGUAAUGUUUUUCCUUCAGUCUUCCAUCCUUGAUGAGCAGAAUUCAUGAUUGCCCCCGAAGCUCAGCGUAAGAUCAAGGAAAGUCAAACGAUGAUGCAGUGUUUCCACGACUGAACACAUGUAGCUGUUCUUAUCUCCUGUUUGUUGAAUUAUUUAGUGUUUUUCUGUAGCUGGCCCUGAACUCUUCAAACGACAUCUUCCAGAAACAAAAUCCUUUUUUAUGGUCAAGAUCAAACCCUUUAUUUUGUCUAACAUUUUUACCAUUUUUUUAAUCAGUGUUGUGAUCUAUGGUGUGUGACCACAUGAUCCUGAGUUAUUUUUGAAUUUCCUGUUUGUCUUCAUCGUGUCAUUGACUGAUGUCUUCAGUUCUGUGAAUGUGGCACAAACCCAAGUCCAUGCCAAAGUCCUGCACCAAACUUUAAAAAAAGGUUUUAGAUCCACCGCUUUGAAAUAAAGUACCUUUUUGAAUGCUAAAAAGUAAAGUCUUCAGUUGGAAAUAUCGCUCUUUAAAAGAGGAAAUAUUGUGCAAAAUUCACUUUUUUUAGCCCUUAAAUACAUUUCGUGUACUUUGAGUCUCUGCAGAGAAGUUUAAUUUAAUCUUUUCUGGUGCUGUGUGGAUGUCUUUAUUCUGUUUGGGUCAUAUUUUUCAACCUGUUAAGUUUUCUUGAUUACGUUUUUUUUUUUUUUUUAAACAAUCUUGUCACAGUAUUCUCCUCUGGCUCCAACAUGUGACUGGAUGGAAAAGUCUUCAGUUGAUGAUCUUUUGAUUGAUUUGUAACUAAAUUUCUGUGCCACCACACUAUCAAACUGCAAAAAUGGUCAAAAUGAGUUUGGGUGGACAAUGAUCACUGGAAGGGGGCCUUGUUUGGAUUUAAAGAGACAGCCUCAUAACGAGUUGAUCCGAGAUAUCYCAUAAGAGGUGAAAGAGAGGCUUGUGGAGUAACGAGGAUUUCAGACCAAAGCGUUCCAGCUCCUCUUUAUAUAGACCCCAACUGAAUGAUUUAAAUGUGAAGAAGGAUUAAAAAACAAAUUGUCCCCUUUAAAUCUUUUAACACCAUUUUUGUUCUGGAACAUUCUUGCACUUUGGGAAGUUACCUCAUGAACAUUCUCUACAUUGUUGAAAUGUUCUUUCAUCAACCCCAUGUCUUUGUUUUUAACAUUUUUAUGAGGAAAUUGAGAAUUAAAGAUGUGACAAUAGUUUUUAA